Bemisia tabaci is the source of this 2204-nucleotide messenger RNA. Its product is annotated as cytochrome P450 4V2-like. NCBI's taxonomy places the organism in Eukaryota, Metazoa, Arthropoda, Insecta, Hemiptera, Aleyrodidae. The record is from RefSeq and is a predicted model, not a curated record. Gene Ontology annotation, molecular function: oxidoreductase activity, acting on paired donors, with incorporation or reduction of molecular oxygen; monooxygenase activity; iron ion binding.
ACGUUUCAUCGAUAUCGAUGUGUGAGCCUAAUUAGAGGAAUUUAUUCGAGUGUUGUAUUAAUUUUUUGUAGAUCUUGAAAACAUUUAUUCCAAUUUUUUACAAUGAGACAAAAUCGCUGGGAGGUCACCUGAUGAGAAGAAAGGAGCGCAAUGGCGAAGUUGAAGUGAGUAAGCCAAUAGGACUGUGCACUUUGGAUAUGAUAAUGCUGAAUGCAAUGGGCCUCAAUGGAAAUGCCCAAGAAAGCAGCGAUCAUGUUUUCGUUCGUGGUUAUGACACUGUCAUAAAUGUUUGGUGCGAGCGAAUGUUUAAGCCGUGGUAUUUGAAUAAGCAGAUUUACAAUUUAUCACCACUGAAACUCGUUCAUGAUAAGGCAAUGCACGAUGUACAAAGUUUUGCGGACCAAGUCAUACUAGAGAGGUUGCAGGCCAAAUUCGCUAGAUCCGAGGAUAGCAAAGAACGUAAUGUAACGGAGACAAGCUCAUGUAAUGAUGACGAUUACAUCAAGCCCCGGGAAUCGAAAGUAUUCCUCGAUAUGCUGUUAGAUUACGUUUACGGAAACAUCGAUGAACAUUACAUGCGAAAAAUGAUCGAGUGUUUGCGGAAUAAUGAGGACGACAAUGGUCGUGCCUCGAAGACGUUGAGCUUCAGCAUGGAGGAUGGCAUCAACGAACGGAGAAUCUCUGAGCUGAGACAAAUGAAUCGUCAAAUCAGGGACGAGGUGAUCACAAUUCUGAUUGGCGGUCAAGAAACGACAGCAGGAGAAAACAGUUUCGCCUUGUUUUUGUUAGCUCUUCACCAAGAAGUCCAGGAGAAGCUGUUUGCCGAGAUGGAGGAUAUUUUUGGUGACGAUUCUAGACCACCGACGUAUGAAGAUCUCCAGCGGAUGACAUAUACGGAAUGCGUGAUAAAAGAGACCAUGAGACUUUACCCUUCUCUGCCUGUGAUAGUGCGACAAGCAGAAAAAGACACUAUCUUGUCUGACAAAACAACGGUUCCAAAAGGAUGUGCCGUUGGAUAUUUCGUGUUCGGUCUUCACAGGGAUCCAAAAUACUACGAGGACCCGGAGAAAUUCAUACCAGAACGAUUUCUACCCGAAUAUAGUAAUAAGCGACAUCCGUAUAGUUUCAUUCCGUUUUCAGCUGGAAUGAGGAACUGCUUGGGGUUGAAGUAUGCCAUGCUCCAAAUGAAGACUGUAAUUUCUACUUUAGUUCGGGAAUAUAAAUUUUUUCCUAGCGAACGGAUGCCCUCCAUGGACUCAGUUGAUUUAGAAUUUUACACGGUUUUGCGACCCAAAUCUGGGUUAUGGGUUCGGCUAGAACGAAGGGAUAAAACUUGAAAGCAUAACCUAAGAGCCCGCAGUUCUUUUACAAAACCCUCGAUAAGGCAAGAAAAAACUAGGGGAAUUUGACGCUACUAGAUUUUUCUCUCUUCCUAGAGAAUUGCCGCAAAAUUUUUGGACAUAUUUCUUGUGAAAAGAAAAGAUAUUGAAACCUCCUGUCUUGAAAUCACCUGUUAAGAAAUAAUGGUCUUGACUGCUAAAGUGGCAACUCUCGUCGUGGUCCUGUUGAAAAACAAGGAGUUAUUGACUUUAGGUACUUAAAAUUGUUACAUCUCUCGUGGCACAAAAAGAAAAAUUCAUAAAAAAUUGUCGUGAAAAACAGUCGAACAGACUAAAAAGAAAUAUGUACAUAGUAGUAUUUAUUUUACGAGGCGUAAAAAUUCCAUUCCACUCUCCUGAAGUUUUGUUACCUCUUUAUUUCCCAAUCUUGUACGUGAAAUUCUUGGGCUACGCUCAUUCUUUUUUACAUGCUGUGGUACCAGAGAUGUUCUAUUCCUUCUGUGAUAAUUUAUUUGUAAAUCAAUGAGCUCUACGUGAAUGUAAAGAAAAUUUCAUUGUAAUUUUUUUGUAAGGUUUUAAAGCAAAUUGCAAGGGCAUUCCAAGCAAUGACUCGCUGUGUGAAACUCCUAAAAGAAUUUGCAAAAAUUAUCUAUUUUUAAACUUGUCUCAUAAAUUAUUUAGGGGCCUAUGACGGCUUCGGGAUGUUUGAAGAUUUUUCUCCCUGAGCUCUACAAAAAGAUCUCCAUCACAUGUCCUUUAGCAUAAAGUUAAUAUUUUCAGUAAUGGCUCCACGUGAAGUAUCAUUAUACUUCAAAAUGUAAUACAUGUAUUAACAAUUAUUGACGUGUUUCUCAAAUAAAUCAA